Oncorhynchus keta (chum salmon) is the source of this 2740-nucleotide messenger RNA. Its product is annotated as oocyte zinc finger protein XlCOF6-like. The record is from RefSeq and is a predicted model, not a curated record. The transcript is spliced from 6 exons. Bases 70 to 1917 code for a protein of 615 amino acids. Lineage: Eukaryota; Metazoa; Chordata; Actinopteri; Salmoniformes; Salmonidae.
AGUCCAAACCUACAGUCACUGGGUCCUCAUUGUGACAGUGGAGCCCAGUUUGCACUGCAGGAUCCAGAGAUGACAUCAGUGAAGCUGGAAGACUGCAGUCAAACACUGGAGCUGAAUGUCAACAUUAAAGAUGAAGAAGAGGAGGAGAAGAUUGGGAAAUCUGUUUAUGAUGGUCGACUCAGGUCAAGUCUGAGGCCAGAAACAUCAACAGUGAGGACAAACCCAGCCUGCCUCUCUCCUUCCACACUGAGUCCAAACCUACAGUCACUGGGUCCUGAUUGUGACAGUGGAGCCCAGUUUGCACUGCAGGAUCCAGAGAUGGCAUCAGUGAAGCUGGAAGACUGCAGUCAAACACUGGAGCUGAAUGUCAACAUUAAAGAUGAAGAAGAGGAGGAGAAGAUUGGGACAUCUGUUUCUCAUGGAAACCAUGUUGAGACAUUCUCUACAUCCAGAGAGCAACAGCAGGAAGAUCACAGAGCUAAGAGGUCUCACCACCUCCCACAUUGUGAGAUUUUCCCAUUUCUAUCAAAGCUAAAAAUACACCUAAAAAUACACACAGGAGAGAAUCGGAAUUCCUGUACUGACUGUGGGAAGAGAUUCACAACAUCACAAGCUCUGACAAUUCAUCAGAAAGUGCACACUGGAGAGAAGCCUUACUCCUGCCCUGACUGUGGGAAAAGUUUCUCCAGAUUGGAUAAGUUAAAAAGUCACCAACUAAUACACAGAGAGAAGCCAUUCUCCUGCUCUGACUGUGGCAAAUGCUUCAAAACAUCAACCGAGGUAAAAGUUCACCAGAGAACACACACAGGAGAGAAGCCUUACUUCUGCUCUGCCUGUGGAAAGAGUUUCUCCCGAUUGGAUACCUUAAAAGUACAUGAACGUGUGCAUACAGGAGAGAAGCCAUACUCUUGCUCUGACUGUGGAAAAUGCUUCACCACAACAUCUGAUCUAACAGUUCAUCAGAGAACACACACAGGAGAGAAGCCUUACUUCUGCUCUGACUGUGGUAAAUGCUUCAAAACAUCAACUGAGGUAAAAGUUCAUCAGAGAACACACACAGGAGAGAAGCCUUACUUCUGCUAUGCCUGUGGAAAGGGUUUCUCCCGAAUGGAUACCUUAAAAGUACAUGAACGUGUGCAUACAGGAGAGAAGCCAUACUCUUGCUCUGACUGUGGAAGAUGCUUCACCACAAUGUCUGAUGUAACAGUUCAUCAGAGAACACACACGGGAGAGAAGCCUUACUUCUGCUCUGACUGUGGUAAAUUCUUCAAAACAUCAACUGAGGUAAAAGUUCACCAGAGAACACACACAGGCGUGAAGCCUUACUUCUGCUCUGACUGUGGAAAGAGAUUCACAACAUCACAAGCUCUGACAAUUCAUCAGAGAGUGCACACUGGAGAGAAGCCUUACUCCUGCUCUGACUGUGGGAAAAGUUUUUCCCGAUUGGAUAAGUUAAAAAGUCACCAACUAAUACAUAGAGAGAAGCCAUUCUCCUGCUCUGACUGUGGCAAAUGUUUCAAAACAUCAACUGAGGUAAAAGUUCAUCAGAGGACACACACAGGAGUGAAACCUUACUUCUGCUCUGACUGUGGGAAGAGAUUCACAACGUCACAAGCUCUGACAAUUCAUCAGAGAGUGCACACUGGAGAGAAGCCUUACUCCUGCUCUGACUGCGGGAAAAGUUUCUCCAGAUUGGAUAAGUUAAAAAGUCACCAACUAAUACACAUAGCGAAGCCAUUCUCCUGCUCUGACUGUGGUAAGUGCUUCAAAACAUCAACUGAGGUAACCGUUCAUCAGAGAACACACACAGAAGAGAAGCCUUACUUAUGCUCUGACAAUGGAACGAGUUUCUCCCAAUUGGAAAAGUUAAAAUGUCCCCAGCGAAUACAAAUAGACAAAGUCUCACUUCUGCUCUGACUGUGGGAAGUCUGGUUGUUGACUGUGUGGUAUUCUGUGGGAAUAAGUUAGUAGAUAUAACAUGUGUCAGAUAGAGAUGGUGUGAUGAUCAGUUCUCUGUGGGAAUGAGUUAGUAGACAACAUGUAUCAGGUAGAGAUGGUGUGAUGAUCAGUUUUCUGUGGGAAUGAGUUAGUAGACACAACAGGUAUCAGAUAGAGAUGGUGUGAUGAUCAGUUUUCUGUGGGAAUGAGUUAGUAGACACAACAGGUAUCAGAUAGAGAUGGUGUGAUGAUCAGUUUUCUGUGGGAAUGAGUUAGUAGACACAACAGGUAUCAGAUAGAGAUGGUGUGAUGAUCAGUUUUCUGUGGGAAUGAGUUAGUAGACAACAGGUAUCAGAUAGAGAUGGUGUGAUGAUCAGUUUUCUGUGGGAAUGAGUUAUAGACAACAGGUAUCAGAUAGAGAUGGUGUGAUGAUCAGUUUUCUGUGGGAAUGAGUUAGUAGACAACAGGUAUCAGAUAGAGAUGGUGUGAUGAUCAGUUUUCUGUGGGAAUGAGUUAUAGACAACAGGUAUCAGAUAGAGAUGGUGUGAUCAGUUUUCUGUGGGAAUGAGUUAGUAGACAACAGGUAUCAGAUAGAGAUGGUGUGAUGAUCAGUUUUCACCAUUUAGUUUGGUUGUUUUUUGUUUUUGUUUUACUACUAAGCAACUUUUGUUUAGUGAUAUACAUACUUUGAAACGAUAAAUAUGUUCAUUAAAUUGUCUUAAAUAGAUGUAUUAUUUUCGUCAUUGAUUAAUGUUUUUGGAUGUCUGCAUUGAACUUAAUUGAAAUAAAUAUUCUACUUGAA